Molecule: messenger RNA, 2553 nt
Organism: Rotaria socialis
Lineage: Eukaryota; Metazoa; Rotifera; Eurotatoria; Philodinida; Philodinidae
Source: the annotation of a GenBank genome assembly
AUGUUUUUCUUAGGAGCUAUAUUUGAUAAUCAAGAUAUAUUAUCUCGUCAAGCAUUUGAAUAUUCAGUAGCAAAAAUCAAUAACCAAUCACAAAUAUUGAAAAAUUCUAAGAUUGUCGUCACCCAUAUUGAUGUGGUUGAAGCACACGACAGUUUUUCGGCAUAUAAACUGGUAUGUGGACAAUUAGAAACUGGCAUUGCUGCAUUAUUCACGGGUCAACUUACUCCAUCAUUAGAAUUUGUUAGUUCAUUAACACGACAAUUACAUAUUCCGUUUUUUCUGUCAUCACCCGAUUCACAAACUAAAGUUGAAUAUUAUACAAUAAAUGUCUAUCCGCAUUAUACAGCUACUAGUCAAGCAUAUAGUGAUCUUAUUAAAUUUCAACGAUGGAAUGAAAUAGCCAUUAUUACUGAACAUGCCAAGAAUUUACUUUAUCUUCAAGAUCUACUUAAAAUAUCAUCGGAUAAAAAUCAAAUGACAAUUACUGUACGACAGCUACAGGGUCGACCGGGUGUCGAUAAUUGGUAUAGUUUACUUCUACAAUUGAAAGAAACGGGCAUUUCAAAGUUUUUAGUGGACGUAAAAACUGAUAAUCUUCAUGAUUUUUUUCGACAGGCAAAAAUGGUUGGUCUUAUUGGCCCUUAUUAUGAUUUUGUAUUGACAUCAUUUGACGUUUCAGUCGUUCAAUGGGACAAAAUUUUAUAUACACUAGUUAAUAUAACUGGCCUACAGUUUUUCGGUCGAGACGAUCCAGCUGUUAGAGAAUUCUUCGAUAAAACUGUUCCCGGCGCAGAUAUUCCAGUUCACCACAAUGAAUGGUCAUUACGAGCACCAGCAGCAUUAAUGCACGAUGCGGUUUAUUUAUUUGCUCGAGCAGUUAAUAAGUUCGUGGAACAACAUUCAUUUAUAAUCACACCAUUAACGUGCCGUGCACAAGAACCAUGGAUACAUGGUUCAGCAUUUUCACUAUUUAUUAAAACAUUUGAAGCUAAUGGGAUAACAGGAAAAAUAAAAUUCGAUGAAAAUGGUUUACGAACGGACGUAUCAUUUGAAGUUGUUGAUUUAGUCGCUGAUGGUGUUAAUAGAAAUGGAUUUUGGUCAUCAAAUCUUCCAGAUAGACUUGAAAUUCAACGUAAUUUUACAAAAGAUUAUGAAGUAAGAAAACAAGAAAUACAAAAUCAAGUACUGAAAGUAAUAUCACUUCUUGAACCACCUUAUGUUACAUUGAAUCGAAAUGCAACGAAUGGAACACAAAAAUAUGUUGGCUUUUGUAUUGAUAUUUUAGUUGAUUUAGCUGAACGACUUAAUUUUACAUAUGAAAUCGAAAUAGUCAAAGAUAAAACAUUCGGGAAAAAGAAUGAAAAAGGCGAGUGGAAUGGUAUCAUAGGAGAAUUAGUUUAUCGAAGAGCCGAUUUAGGUUUAGCUGGAUUAACAAUCACGUAUCAACGUGAACAGGCUAUUGAUUUUACAAAACCGUUUCUAACACUUGGCAUCAAUAUUUUGUUUAAAAAAGCAAAACAUGUUAAACCGAAAUUAUUCGGCUUUUUUUCACCGUUAAGUUUCGAUGUAUGGUUAUAUAUGAUUGCUGCUUACUUUGCCGUUAGUUUUUCACUCUACGUGGUUGCAAGAUUAUCACCAUAUGAAUGGCGUAGUCCAUAUGCAUGCCGAAGAACUAUUGAUGAAUUAGAAAAUCAAUUCACAUUAUUUAAUUCAUUUUGGUUUCUUAUUUGUAAUAUUAUGCAUCAAGGUACGGAUUUAAAUCCAGUGGCAACAUCAACACGCAUGAUUAGUUGUCUUUGGGGAUUUUGUACAUUGAUUCUUGUUUCAUCUUAUACAGCUAAUCUCGCGGCCUUUUUAACUGUUCAACGUAUGCAAACGCCGAUUGAAAAUGCUGAAGAUUUAGCAUCACAAACAAAAAUUACUUAUGGCGUUCAACGUGGUGGUUCAACGGAAAAUUUUUUUCGUGAAUCGAAAAUUGCCACCUAUGAACGAAUGUGGCACUAUAUAUCGGCUAAUCAUGCUAGCGUUACAGUGGCAUCAAGCACUGAAGGCAUCAAAAAAGUAUUAGAAGGCAAUUAUGCUUUUCUUAUUGAAUCAACUACAAGCGAAUAUAAUAUAAUGAGAAAUUGUGAGUUGACAUCAAUUGGUGGUUUGCUUGAUUCCAAAGGUUACGGAUUCGGUGUACCAGAAAAUUCACCUUAUCGAGAUAUAUUAAGUGAUACAAUUCUUAAACUACAAGAUGAAGGCGUCAUACAAAAGUAUUAUAAUAAAUGGUGGAAAGAAGAAGCUAAUUUAAAAUGUGACGAAGAAGAUAAACGAAAAGAACUAGCUUCAGCAUUAGGUUUUGCUAAUAUCGGUGGUGUAUUCGUAAUACUUGCUGUUGGUUUAGUUCUAUCAAUGAUUGUUGCAGCAAUUGAAUUUUAUAUUAAAAUACGUCAUAGAAAUAGUGGACAGAUUACAAUCCGUGAAGAAAUGUCGCAAUAUUUUCGUUACGCUCUUUUCAAUAUAAAAUCACACAGACGACGAAGCACCCAUGUUACUGGUCAUAUGUAA